Symbiodinium sp. CCMP2456 is the source of this 220-nucleotide messenger RNA. Lineage: Eukaryota; Dinophyceae; Suessiales; Symbiodiniaceae. The record is from the annotation of a GenBank genome assembly.
GUGGCCAGUGGCAGGUGGCCUUACAAGUUCUCCAGACAUUCUCGAGGUUUGCCGUGCUCCCGGAUGCGAUCAGCACAAGCGCAGCCAUAAGUGCAUGUGCAAAACAGGGUCAGUGGCGCACGGCUUUGCAGCUCUUGGUGGCUUCUUGGGCUCGUCUGCCUCUCGAUGAUAUCUGCUUCAACGCGGCCAUCAGCGCCUGUGCCACGGCGGGGGAGUGGCA